CCUGCCCGGGCUCCAGCUUGGAGGAGGGGCGUGGCCGGCCUGUUUUAGGAGGGGAGGGGCUCUCCUUCCAGUGCUGGGCUCUGCCAGGGCGGCUGUGGGGUCUCCUUACCUUGGGGCAUCUACUCUGCAGUCGAACAGUUCCCGCCAGGGGCAGCGGGUAGGAAGGAGAGCAGCAUCUGCGGGAGGAAGUGCAGCUGCCGCGCCGCCACCUCGAAGACACUGCAGGCUCGGGGCACGAGACGACCUAGAGACCGCGCUGCCUGGUCUGGGUAACCUGGGGAGAGGGUAGUUAAGUGGCGCUUUAAGAUAACCCUGUAGCAGCAGCGGUGGUGGCGAAAGGAGACUGCUCAGGGCAUUGGCAGCUGGAGGAGGCUCUGGGGUGACUGGAGCGACCGAAGCCAAGGCAGUUCAGUGCCUCUCGUGUUCUUAUUUUUUAACCUCUGACUAUGCAAUUCUGAAACCUCCCCCAUUCGGGGGACUAGACAGCCUGAUAGACACCUUCCACCGUCCUUCCUCCCGCUCUGGUCUCGAGAACAGAAGGAUCUCUCCCUAACGCCUUUCACCAUUAAGAGGAAAGCGAUGGAGGAGCUGAGCGCUGAUGAGAUUCGACGGAGGCGCCUUGCACGACUUGCUGGAGGACAGACCUCCCAGCCCACCACCCCGCUCACCUCCCCCCAGAGGGAGAACCCUCCUGGGCCUCCUAUAGCCGCAUCAGCCCCUGGCCCCUCCCAGAGUCUUGGUCUCAAUGUCCACAACAUGACCCCAGCUACCUCCCCAAUAGGUGCAUCAGGAGUAGCCCAUCGAAGCCAGAGCAGUGAAGGAGUCAGUUCUCUCAGCAGCUCACCCUCCAAUAGCCUUGAAACACAGUCUCAGUCUCUUUCCCGUUCUCAGAGCAUGGAUAUCGAUGGUGUCUCUUGUGAGAAAAGCAUGUCCCAGGUGGAUGUGGAUUCAGGAAUUGAAAAUAUGGAGGUUGAUGAAAAUGAUCGGAGAGAAAAACGGAGCCUCAGUGAUAAGGAGCCUUCAUCGGGCCCUGAAGUGUCUGAAGAGCAGGCGUUACAGCUGGUCUGUAAGAUCUUUCGUGUCUCUUGGAAAGAUCGGGACAGAGAUGUCAUCUUUCUUUCUUCUCUUUCUGCACAGUUUAAGCAGAACCCAAAAGAAGUGUUCUCUGAUUUUAAGGACUUGAUCGGCCAGAUUUUAAUGGAAGUGCUCAUGAUGUCCACUCAGACUAGAGAUGAAAACCCAUUUGCCAGUCUGACAGCCACAUCACAGCCCAUUGCAGCGGCAGCUCGGUCACCAGACAGAAACCUCAUGCUAAAUGCUGGCUCCAAUCCAGGAACAAGCCCCAUGUUCUGCAGUGUGGGUUCCUUCAGUGCCAGCUCUUUGUCCAGCCUCUUUGAAACUAGUCCAGCUCCCACUCCCAGUCUCUGGAGCUCUGUGCCAGUGAUGAGUCCGUGUUUUGCCUCGCCUUCCCGUGCGGCCAGCCAGAUGGCUGUGCCUUCCUCUUGCCUCGGUCCUCACGGCGCGGCCUCCGGAGCUGCUGCGGGCAGCCAGCCCUCAUCUCCACGCUACCGCCCCUACACGGUCAUGCACCCGUGCGGGUCUUCCCCUUCUCCCGCCCCGCGGUCCUCAGGCAUCUCCGUUCCGCCUAGCUCCCCAAGCCUCCCUACCCUCGCUAGCAGCCCCCAAGCAGUGCCCGCCAGCAGUUCCGGACAGAGGCCCACCAGCAUGGGCCCACCUUUACCGCCCGCCUCACCCAGUGCCGGGAGCAGACGUCCCUCCUCCCUGAGGAUCUCUCCUAGUUUGGGAGCAUCUGGUGGAGCUAGUAAUUGGGAUUCCUACAGUGACCAUUUCACCAUUGAAACCUGCAAGGAGACAGAUAUGCUGAACUACCUCAUCGAGUGUUUUGACCGUGUUGGAAUAGAGGAAAAAAAAGCACCAAAGAUGUGCAGCCAGCCAGCAGUCAGUCAGCUUCUGAGCAACAUACGCUCCCAGUGCAUAUCCCACACUGCGUUAGUACUACAAGGUUCGCUAACACAACCAAGGUCCCUUCAGCAGCCGUCCUUCCUAGUUCCGUAUAUGCUGUGUAGAAAUCUCCCAUAUGGCUUCAUUCAAGAACUGGUGAGAACCACUCACCAGGAUGAAGAAGUGUUCAAGCAGAUCUUUAUCCCCAUUUUACAAGGCCUGGCUCUUGCUGCCAAAGAGUGCUCCCUCGACAGUGACUACUUUAAAUACCCCCUCAUGGCACUAGGUGAGCUCUGUGAAACCAAGUUUGGGAAGACACACCCUAUGUGCAAUUUGGUUGCUUCUUUGCCAUUGUGGUUGCCGAAACCCUUAAGCCCUGGCUCUGGGCGGGAGCUGCAGAGACUGUCUUAUCUGGGGGCUUUCUUUAGCUUCUCAGUCUUUGCAGAAGACGAUGUUAAAGUGGUUGAAAAGUAUUUCUCAGGGCCUGCCAUUACCCUGGAGAACACUCGUGUUGUUAGCCAAUCACUGCAGCAUUAUUUGGAGCUGGGAAGGCAAGAGCUUUUCAAGAUUCUGCAUAGUAUUUUGUUAAAUGGUGAAACCCGUGAGGCUGCUCUUGGUUACAUGGCAGCUGUCGUCAAUGCCAAUAUGAAGAAAGCACAGAUGCAGACAGAUGAUAGAUUGGUAUCUACAGAUGGAUUUAUGCUGAAUUUCCUUUGGGUACUACAGCAGCUAAGUACAAAAAUCAAGUUAGAAACGGUUGAUCCUACGUAUAUAUUCCACCCAAGAUGUCGGAUUACUCUUCCAAACGACGAGACGCGAGUGAACGCCACGAUGGAGGAUGUGAGCGACUGGCUGACCGAGCUCUAUGGAGAUCAGCCUCCAUUUUCUGAGCCGAAAUUCCCUACAGAAUGCUUCUUUCUCACCCUGCACGCUCACCACCUCUCCAUCCUGCCUAGUUGCCGCCGCUAUAUCCGCAGACUUCGGGCCAUCCGGGAGCUCAAUAGAACUGUGGAAGAUUUGAAAAAUAAUGAAAGCCAAUGGAAAGAUUCUCCACUGGCAACUAGACACCGUGAAAUGCUGAAGCGCUGUAAAACUCAGCUUAAGAGGCUGGUGCGGUGCAAGGCCUGCGCGGACGCCGCUUUGCUUGACGAGAGCUUCCUGCGGAGAUGUCUGAACUUCUACGGCCUGCUCAUUCAGCUGCUGCUCCGCGUCCUGGACCCCGCCUACCCCGAUAUAACACUGCCUUUAAAUUCAGAUGUCCCCAAGGUAUUUGCAGCGUUGCCUGAGUUUUAUGUAGAAGAUGUUGCUGAAUUUUUAUUUUUUAUUGUACAAUACUCUCCUCAGGUGCUCUAUGAGCCCUGCACUCAGGAUAUUGUGAUGUUCCUUGUUGUGAUGUUGUGCAACCAGAACUACAUCCGAAAUCCAUAUCUGGUGGCCAAACUGGUAGAAGUCAUGUUUAUGACCAACCCUGCUGUUCAGCCACGAACCCAGAAGUUUUUUGAAAUGAUUGAGAACCAUCCUCUCUCCACCAAGUUGUUGGUACCUUCCCUGAUGAAGUUUUAUACAGAUGUUGAGCAUACUGGAGCUACCAGCGAGUUCUAUGACAAGUUCACAAUUCGCUAUCACAUUAGCACCAUUUUUAAAAGCCUUUGGCAAAACAUCGCUCACCAUGGCACCUUUAUGGAGGAGUUCAAUUCGGGGAAGCAGUUUGUUCGCUAUAUAAACAUGCUGAUAAAUGACACAACGUUUUUGCUUGAUGAAAGUCUGGAGUCUCUGAAGCGCAUCCACGAAGUGCAAGAGGAGAUGAAGAACCGGGAGCAGUGGGAGCAGCUGCCCCGGGAUCAGCAGCAGGCCCGUCAGUCCCAGCUUGCUCAGGAUGAGCGGGUUUCACGCUCUUAUCUCGCCCUGGCGACCGAAACCGUGGACAUGUUCCAUAUCCUCACCAAGCAGGUCCAGAAGCCGUUCCUCAGACCAGAACUUGGACCCCGAUUGGCUGCAAUGCUGAACUUUAAUCUUCAGCAACUCUGUGGCCCCAAGUGCCGUGACCUGAAAGUUGAAAAUCCUGAGAAAUACGGCUUUGAACCAAAGAAGCUAUUGGACCAACUGACAGAUAUUUACUUGCAGCUGGACUGUGCUCGAUUCGCUAAGGCCAUUGCUGACGAUCAGAGAUCCUACAGCAAGGAAUUGUUUGAAGAAGUUAUUUCAAAGAUGCGGAAGGCAGGGAUCAAAUCCACAAUAGCAAUAGAGAAAUUUAAACUUCUUGCUGAGAAAGUGGAGGAGAUAGUGGCCAAGAACGCACGUGCAGAGAUCGACUACAGUGAUGCUCCAGACGAGUUCAGAGACCCUCUGAUGGACACCCUGAUGACCGACCCCGUGCGGCUGCCCUCCGGCACCAUCAUGGACCGCUCCAUCAUCCUGCGGCACUUGCUCAACUCCCCCACGGACCCCUUCAACCGGCAAACGCUGACUGAGAGCAUGCUGCAGCCAGUGCCAGAACUGAAAGAACAGAUUCAGGCAUGGAUGAGAGAGAAACAGAACAGCGAUCAUUAAGCCGUCCCCUUCGCCCACCCUCUGCUAGACACAGCCACGGCGGGCAAGGCAGGCAGCAGCAGCAUCUGUGGUGAAACUGCUGUUCACGCGUUGGAGGCCAGAUGUGGCAGAACACCCCGAGAGCCCACCCAGAGCGACCAAAUGGAAGAGAUCUGAAAGGACAUGAAUGCAAAGAGGAGCCCGAUUCCUGUACAUAUAUUUAAGUGACAAACAUAAUCAAAAGCUUGAGGGACGAGUUUUACAAUUGCUUGUAUAAUAAAACAUGUCCUUCAUAUGUCACAAUUUGGGGCUUUUGCAAUGGAAGUCUUUUAGUGAUGACCAGUGGGUCUGGGCAGCAACCCCCUUCAUCUUUUUUUUUUUUUUUUUUAAUCUGGUAUCCGUUGAUUUGAUUGUGAUUAGAGAACCUUGGACAUUUUGCUGCUAAAGAAUCUUUCCCCUUCCUGCCCCUACUUGCACUGCUGUGGAUUUUUUUUAAGAGAAGCAAAAACAAAAAUAAAUUCCUUUCCCUGCCCCGCAAACAUAUAUUCUGUGAGAUAACUGUGCCUGCGACAAAGUGUUAAUCCUGGGAUCGUAUUUUUAUAUCAUAUUCACAUAUUUGUUUUUUUAAUUGGUGUUAGAUGACAUGAUUAAUAAAAAAGGCAAGAUAUUUUCAGAAUUUGAAUUUUAGUUUUUAUUUUUUUUUUCUUUAGAAAUGUCCCUUUUAAAUUUUUUUAUUCUAAACAAAAUGAAGAGUAUCCUGUUGCUCUGGUCCUUACAGUAAGCCCUCUAUUUGGGAUCUAAGGAGCAGUUGCAGCAGAGGACAGUUUGAGUAUAUCAGGACUUAUGUGACUUAUAGGUUUUGGUGGGGAGGGUGAGGGUUGGUUUUUUUAAUGCUGCGUGACAGCUCGAAACCUUUACAGUUAUCCUAUGAGGGUAAAUUAAUUCCUCAACCCUUGAGUCUGUGAGUUCGAGGCAGGGGGUCAUUUGUAUGAUGUGUCCUUUGGGGUUCGAGCUUACCAAAGCAAAAAAGGGUGCAAGAAAUGUGGAAGGAUGUCUGCUUGUUUAACACACACACAGACACAGCCACUCCCACGCACACAAGCAGAAGACUUUUUGUAUUACUGCUCCCUACUUAACAUACUUGAAUUCUUGAAUUUCCUUUGGGGUAAAAAAGGAUUUGAAACCAUAAAGUGUUUUGAAAAAAUUAAAUCUAUAAAAACAUACUUUCUUUUUUCUUUUCCUUUUUUCCCCCCUCCACAGACAAUGUCCUCUGUUCAGUUCCUAACGCAAACUACAAUAAAUGGUGAUACACGUUCAGAAGGAA
This is a messenger RNA of Galeopterus variegatus (Sunda flying lemur), 5815 nucleotides long. It is a transcript of the gene UBE4B, whose product is annotated as ubiquitination factor E4B. The coding region runs from base 580 to 4512 and encodes 1310 amino acids. Gene Ontology annotation, molecular function: ubiquitin-ubiquitin ligase activity. Gene Ontology annotation, cellular component: nucleus; ubiquitin ligase complex; cytoplasm. The record is from RefSeq and is a predicted model, not a curated record. The transcript is spliced from 28 exons. Gene Ontology annotation, biological process: protein polyubiquitination. NCBI's taxonomy places the organism in Eukaryota, Metazoa, Chordata, Mammalia, Dermoptera, Cynocephalidae.